This is a messenger RNA of Brassica oleracea var. oleracea, 2517 nucleotides long. Its product is annotated as protease 2. NCBI's taxonomy places the organism in Eukaryota, Viridiplantae, Streptophyta, Magnoliopsida, Brassicales, Brassicaceae. Bases 105 to 2438 code for a protein of 777 amino acids. The record is from RefSeq and is a predicted model, not a curated record. The transcript is spliced from 9 exons. Gene Ontology annotation, biological process: proteolysis. Gene Ontology annotation, molecular function: serine-type endopeptidase activity.
AUAUACGAUGUCUCAUCAUCAGUGUAUAACAAGAGACAUCUCAUUCAAUUCGUUUUAUAAAAAAGCCAGACACAAACUAUUAUCGCAGAUUAGUCGUUUUUUUUAUGGCAGUAGUAUCAUCUCUUCUCCGGCGUUUCAAUUCGCCUACCAUACCCUCUCUCUGCUCUCUCACUUCCUCCUCUUACCACUCUUUCUCGACCCAAUGUUUUACCCAACGAACAGCGUCACUCUCUCUUCCGACAGAACCUCCUCCUGUCCCCAAAAAGAUCCCUUUCUCGGUCACAACUCAUGGCGUCACGAGACAAGAUCCUUACCGUUGGAUGCGGAACACAAACGACGCAGCUUUCCUCGACCACCUCCACCGCGAGAACUCCUACGCUCAAGCUUUCAUGUCUGACACAGAGACCCUAAGGCGUAAUCUGAUCUCCGAGAUGAAAACUCGCAUCCCCGCAGAGAUUGUCACUCCCCCAGAACGCUGGGGACAAUGGUUGUACAGGCAAUACAUACCAAGAGGAAAAGAGUAUCCUCUUCUCUCUAGGAGAUUGGAGGAGAAUGCUGAAACAAACUGGCUCUCUGUUCUUGAUUGGAAUCAGAUUGCUGAACAGUUUGGUUAUGUUCACGUUGGUGUUUGUCGUGUCUCACCUGAUCAUAACUACCUCGCCUACACGGUUGAUCCCAAGGGCAACGAACGUUUCCUUCUCCAGAUUAAGGAUCUUAGAAGUGGUUGUUUGGUUCCGAGGCUGGAAGUUGAUGGAGUUGUCAGCUUGGCGUGGGCGCUAGAUGGAGUCAGCUUGUUUUACACUGUUGUAGAUGAACACCAAAGACCUCACAGGGUUGUUGUUACUAAUGUUGAAUCAGACGGGGGAGGUGAUACUGUUGUGUUCUCUGAAAGUGAUUCCAGUUUCUGUGUGGACAUCACGAGUACUAAAGAUGGCAAGUUUGUUACUAUUAAUUCGAACUCGAGGACUUCGUCCGAGGUUUAUAUAGUAAAUGCGGAAAAGCCAUUGGCUGGUCUGCGAAGGGCUCGUGAGAGAGUCCCUGGUGUGCAGUGUUUUCUUGAACAUCACAAUGGUUUCUUUUACAUUCUUACCAAUGCUCACACGGAUGCAGCUAGUGAGUGGUCCGGUGAAGGGUACUAUUUGAGUAGGUGUCUAGUGGAGGAAGUUGAAUCAUCGGAAUGGCAGGUUGUUUUCUGUCCAGAUGAUGAUGUGGUGAUACAAGAUAUGGACAUGUUCAAUGACUAUCUAGUGCUUUUCUUCAGUAAGAAUGGCUCACCUAUGCUAUGUUCCAUCGAUAUGCCCAUGAAAGCAAAUACGAAGCAUAUGGAGGAUCUUAAUCCCUGGUACUUUCCUCUUCCAGCUGAUUCAUGCAGUGUUGCACCGGGCUCAAACCACGACUUCCAAAGCUCAGUUUACCGAGUGGUCCUUUCAUCUCCUGUGAUUCCUGACACUAUCAUCGACUAUGACGUGUCAAGAAGAUCAUUCUCAGUCGUCCAUCAGGAGGGAAGAGUCAUAGAUGAUCUUGAUACUAGUACGCCAUGGUACUCAGCAGAUCACUCUACAGACAAUAAUGAUAGAACCAGUGAGGGAAUGCCUGAAUGGGAGGAACUAUCUGAUGCUUAUGUUUGUGAAAGGCAAGAAGUUUCUUCACACGACGGAGUAAAAGUCCCGCUGACAAUUCUGUAUUCCCGAGAAGCAUGGAAGAAGAGCGAGUCACCGGGGAUGUUGAUAGGUUACGGUGCUUAUGGAGAAGCCCUGGACAAAAGCUGGUGCACAAAUCGAUUGAGCAUGCUUGAUCGUGGUUGGGUUAUUGCCUUUGCUGAUGUGAGGGGAGGAGGUGGUGGGGACUUUUCAUGGCACAAAUCAGGAACUGGAUCGUUGAAACUAAACUCAAUUCAAGAUUUCAUCUACUGUGCGAGGUAUCUAAUGGACAAGGGAUAUGUGCAUAGACAUCAUCUUGCUGCUAUUGGGUACAGCGCAGGAGCUCUCCUUCCAGCUGCUGCCAUGAACAUGCACCCUAGUCUAUUUCAAGCUGCCAUUUUGAAGGUUCCUUUUGUAGACGUGUUAAACACAUUGUCAGAUUCAAACUUACCUCUCACACUUUUGGACCAUGAAGAGUUUGGUAACCCAAACAUCCAAACCGAGUUUCAAUCCAUCCUUGGCUAUUCUCCAUAUGAUAACAUACGCAGAGAUGUUUGCUUUCCUUCAAUGCUUGUCACAGCUUCGUUUCAUGACUCAAGGGUUGGAGUAUGGGAAGGUGCUAAGUGGGUGGCUAAGAUACGGGAGAGUACGUGCCAUGAUUGCUCACGAACUGUGAUUCUGAAAACGAAUAUGAGUGGUGGCCAUUUCGGUGAAGGAGGUCGCUAUGCUCAAUGCGAAGAGACUGCUUUUGAUUAUGCUUUUCUUAUCAAAGUCAUGGCUUAUCACAACAAUAGAUAACAGAAAUGAUUGUUGGUAGAAAGUCAGUUUUAGAGACUGGAAAUAUGAUUCAAGAACUUGAAACAGAAUCUAAUAUUCC